This is a messenger RNA of Biomphalaria glabrata, 6462 nucleotides long. RefSeq lists its product as uncharacterized. Gene Ontology annotation, molecular function: protein binding. The record is from RefSeq and is a predicted model, not a curated record. Lineage: Eukaryota; Metazoa; Mollusca; Gastropoda; Planorbidae. Bases 1821 to 3128 code for a protein of 435 amino acids. The transcript has 8 exons.
CAAUCAAGUUACAAAUAAAAAUCUAUUCUAAACUACUAACUAGAGUAUAUCUACUCUACUUAUCUCUAGAUCUCUAAUCUAGUUCAUCUAUAGUCUAUCUAUAGUAUAGAUAGACUUUGACUUGAGUCUAGGCCUAGGCUCAGAUGUGACUAGACUAGAUCUAGAAUCUAGAUCUAUACUUAGAAAGAUCUGAAUCUAGAUCUAGUCAAUCUAGAUACUAAGACUAAGUCAUCAGAGUUUAAGAUAUUAGUUAUAUAGAAUAUAAUCUAAAUCUAGUACAACAGUAUGAGAAGAAUUUUUAUAGAGUUAUAGAUCUAAACUUGUUAUACUGUUACUAGAUUUACUGUAUAUUUACUAUAUAACUAAUAUAAGUAUAUUAUAGACUAUAUAUAUAGUAUUAUUAUAAACCUGGUGGUGACACAGAUGGGGGUAGUGCUCUGUGUGUUUUUAGACUACGUUAAUUGCCCCAGGCCAGCCCUAGACAAAUGGUCGACCGCGAUGAGUGACAGUACACACAUGUGAUCGACCAGUGGUCAAGCAAAGUUCCAUCCGAUUCUAGAAGGCCUGUAGGGACCCUAUAUAAGAGCGAGUGUGUUAGAGUCAAGAGUUUGAGUUUUUGGCACAUCUGCACAAUUUAGGCCAUGUUGUGCCCGUAAUCCCUCAAGGGUUACUCUCCCUUCAUACCACAAGAGCUAAAUUUUAUAUAGUUAAGCCAUUAAAAUCAAGGUCCAUUCACAGUCACAACAGUAAAGGUAGUAAAAAUUUAAUAAUUUAAUAAAAAUCUUUUGUAGAUUUAUAUAUUCACGAUUUCACAAAUCAAACCAUCGCAGAUAACCACACCUCCCGGACAAAGCCCAGUACCUUCCCAGGAUCGACACUGUCAAACAGUGUUUUUAAGUUGUACGGUCUAAAAAAUUUCCCCCUAGUAUCCUGGUAUCUGGGGCAAUCAAUGAGGAUAUGUUCCACGAUGAGACAAGAGUCACAGUACUCACAAAUUGGGGGCUCCUCUCUCUUCAGCACAAAGGAGUGCAUGAUGCAGGUUUGGCCAAUCCUAAGUCUGGACAUGGUCAUGCUUCCAUGCCUUGGCCGCCACCUGACAUCCGCCACAAUCUGUCUGAAUUUGUUGUGGGUCUCAGCCUCCCACCGAUCCUGCCACUCUGGAUAGGUGGCAGAGGCAAUACUCUGUCUCAGGUCUGAGCAGGGAAUUUGGGUUCCUGACACCGCUUGAUUAAGGGCUCUUUUUGUUUCUCUGUCUGCCAUUUUGUUUCCCUCUAUGCCCACAUGGGAGGGGAUCCAGAUGAAGGUGACAUCCCUAUGGUCAGUUAUUAUUUGGUCCAACAGCGUUAGAGUCAAGACACUUCACGUUACCUCGCAGUGUGACCAGUACAAGGUGAAGUCAGAACCAGCACAGUGUGUGAAGUCAGUCUGGAGCAGAAGCAAGGUUUUUGGACAAUCUAACAACAAACAAGACAAUGCAUAACCAGAGAUAUGAAUAUGAGAAUAAAUGUUAAAUAGUUCUAGAUCUAUCUAGAUUCUAGAUAUCAUUUCUCAGCCUCAAAAACUGUACUGUCUGUACACUGUGCAGGAAUAUAUUGAUAACUGAAUAAUUUGACGGAUGUUUCUAAUGGAUUCAGAGAUAUAUGACUGUAAAUAUUAAUCUAGAUCUAACUGCAAAUAGAUCUGAUUCUUGCUUCAAGCUCCAACACCAAGCUUGUGGACAGUUUUACAAUCUAGAUUAGUGUUUGAUACUAUUCUUUUAGAUUAUAUAAGCAUUUAACUUUAGAAGUAAACAACUGGGAUUGUUUACAUUUACAAAUAUAAUGGAAGAACCUUUUUAUGGAGUUGAAUUGCUUCUGUUCCGACGAUUUCAGCAACAGCCUUCUUUAUGGUAUGAAUGGCUAGAUCACAUUCAAAAGAAAAUACUUUCUCAAUCAGCUAAUGAAUUGGAAGCUACUUGUGCAAAUUUCAAUACUUUAUUCAGUAAAGAUGAUUCAUCUUUCCCAAGUGAAUUGUUGGAUAUUAUACGUGAUAUGAUUCACAAACGUCAUAAACAUUUAAUUGAGUUUGUCAAAGAAGAAAUUGACAGGGAGCAUCGCAGAAAAAUUCCUAAAUAUGGAGAGACUCUGAUGAUGCGCUAUUUAAAUUUGCACAACUUCACUGAACUCAGUCUAGACAGUAUGUUUAAGUAUGGGGAUGAUACACGCCUACCCAGAGAAAUAUUCCGUUGUCCCAAUGUUAAGUAUUUGAGCCUUAAGUUCAACAGUUUAGAGUAUUUACCAUGUGAUGUAGGACGGAUGUCUAAACUGGAAUAUUUAGCUUUAACCAACAACAAGCUGUCUGUCUGGUCUCUGCCCUACUCGCUCACAUUUCUCACUCAGCUACGUACUUUGUAUCUAGAUAACAAUUUACUUGAUGCACUUCCUGGGUUCUUGCCUUACAUGUCAACACUAGAGACAGUCCAUCGUCAUGGUAACCACAACUACUUCAAGUCAACCUUCAUGUGGUACCAUACAGAUGUUAAUCUGCGUAUCAUACCUGUAACAUGUGAGGCUCAGCCCUAUGGACAGUAUGAGAGUUUGCAGUUUUGGGCUGCAAAGGCUAUCAUAGGUUCUAAACAUAAUUUUUUUGAAGACCCAACAAUAGUUCCUGUUCUGAAAGAUUACAUAGCAGACAUCUACAGGCUCUUUAAUAUCUGUCAUCACUGUAAUAAAGCUUGCUUCACUAACUCUAAUGGUUUCAAGGUGAUUACCUUUAAAAAUCCAUACCUUGGCAAUACAUGUGUGCCUUUCCAACACUGGGCGUGUUCCCGGGAGUGUGCUAAAGCUGUGGAGAUCCCAGCAAGGCUGGAGCAGAUAUCUGCAGCUAGGGAGCUGGACCUUCGUUACGAGAUCUACAUCAGAGACUGCAUCAGAAAGUUUUCCACCUGUCACCACUCCUACAGCAUGUUGUCCUGUGCAUCAGUGAGGAGGUCGGAUUGUGAGCACUCAUGCAGGAAGGAGGAGGACCUAAUAGACAGUCAUCUGAAGCCUGCCUGUCAAAGUAGCUUGAUGAGAGGGCGUAAGUCUUGUAAAAAACACAAGCACCAUGGGUCAUCUGUAAAAUCAAAAUGCGGAUGUGAGAUUUCUUGAUUGCCUUUCGAAUUUAAUGUUGUUCAGGGUACCAGGACAAGGCAUAAUAGAAUUGCUUGUCUUUAAAAAGAAUUGACCUUACUUGAAUAUUUAAAUAUUUUUUUCCAACCCAAAAUGUUUACAAAACUAAUGACUAUCUAAUGUGAUAUGUUAAUCUCUUGAAAUAUUUGGCUUCCAAAACUUGAAAUCUCUAAACAAAUGUUUAAACCGAAGGGAUAUUUCUCAUCAUAACCUUAAUUUAAUUAUUUUUUUUGAUAUGUAAAUAUUGUUUUCAGUUUAUAAUAGUGUUAAUGUUAUUGCUUGGAAAAUAAACUUUAUAAAAAUGCCAAAAAAAAAAAAAAAGUCAUGUGAAUAAAAACUUAAUAAAUUAAUAUUUAAACAAUUACUCAUACUUUUUGUUCAGCAUGUGAUAGUUGAUGAUGAGAGCUGCUGUUUUUAUCCAGGGCAGAUGUAGAUCUGACACUGAAUUUCUGUGCUUAUGUGAUUAAUAGUGCCUAAAUGGUGCACAGUACAGUGUACCUUCUAUCUAGUUCUGGUUUUGAUAGUUGGUACAGGCACAUUCUUUUCAAUCGUGUUUUCUUCUCUACUUCCCCAUGUCUGCUACAAGACUCUGGGUUUUUCUGUCUUUUGUUUGCUGCAGUCUUCUAGACAGUACAGUCAAUAUUGAAAAUAAUUUUUUAGUAUAUUUUUAUCAUGUAAUCUGGCAAACCUGCCAGCAUUUUCUAUAUCUAAAUUAACCUAAGAUUUUAAACCCUAAUGCUUUUGAGGCUCUGUUUUGACUAGUCACAUGUUAUUUGAAUAAUAGUUGAUGUGUGAACCAAUACUAUACUUCUCUGUGCAGAUUCCUUGCUGUCUAAAAGUCACUUUUGUUGUAUUCAUUUGAAGUUCCAUGAAAUAGUGAGGGCAUUGUUUCAUUUGUUUGUGUUGUUGAUUACAUUCCCUGGUUUGUAGUCUCUUUUGUCAGCAAUCUCAGUUCUCUAAUGUGUUGUCCUAUUUUUUGGCUUCAAUUUAAUUGUGUUUGAAUUCUUCUAAAAUUGAUUGAAUAUCUUUGAUCUCACUUUCUUAGGUCAUGAUGACAUUACAGCUUCAUCAUUGCGCUCCCAUGCCUGCAAUCCACUGCCAUGUUGUCAGCUUAUAAUUAAAAAACUAAGUAUCUUAAUUUCAUUAAGUCCUAUGUUUGAAAUCCUACAGUUCAUGUUUGCAUCUAUUCGACUGUAGUUUUAUGCUGACAUCUAAAGCUUUGCAUUAAUGGUUUAUAUUUUAUAGUCACAUCCACAUGCUUGUAUUUACACAUUUUGUGGUCUUAUGUUUGUUUUUGAUUUGGUGGUCUCUCAUUUAUUUCAAACUAGGCUGCCCAAUAUUUUCCUUUAGAUAAAAGAUCUCUCAAAUUUUGAAGAAACAAGUCAAGCAACUCUAUAAAUAAUAAACUUAUUAGGAAAGGAAAAAAAACAGGGGGGGGGGGGUAAAUGAAGAAGAAAGAUAAACAUUCUGUAUCUUGCAAUGUUAUUAUCUUUCAUUUGAAGGAAUGUCUGUAAUUUAUAAGAUAAGAUAUUAGUGCACUCUUUAUUCCUCUGAAACAGAACAGGACCUCAUUUUGAACUCUUAAGUUACAAUGUCUAUUUUUAUGUACUUAAGUUCAUUAUGAAGGAGGGAUUGGUUGAGUGAUACGGCCCCUGACUUUCAAACAGAGAUCUCAAUGUUGGAUCCCAGUGAAUACUGGGAUUUGAUUGUGUUGGCCACAUGACAAUCUGGAGAACAACUGAACAUAGAAACAGAUGCCUUUUACAUCAUCUGUCCAUUGGACCACUGGGUAUCAAAGACAAACCUUUAACUCCUUAAGACUUUUAUAAUUUUUCCAUUGUGUUCUUUAUUGUAUUGUCUUUUUUUUUGUGUACAACAUUUUUGAGGUCUUUUCUAUUUGAAUAUUUCUGACAAAUUUCUCAUUAAACUUAUUUAUAAUCAGCCUUCCUGAAAACCAAACCAUGUAUUAAUGGCAUGAACAGAGUUGGAUAUUCGCUUUUAUUAAAAAUGUGCCAUUUGAAAUCUUGCUUUUUCUCCUAAUCAGUCUUGACUGAAAUUCAAAAUGUUUUUGUUUUUUUUGUCUAUUCUCAAAUAAAAAAUCCUUGAUGUUGUUCAACAUACCCACAAUUGAGUCUUUCAGUUGAAAAAGUUCACUGAAACAAAGCUGUCAAACUUGCUCCACUUUGUAUUGAUCAAAGUGUGUUUGGGCCUUGGUUCAUUGAGAAUAUAUUUGUUAGACCACCUCAAGUGAUAUUAAAUUGUAGGCAUUGAUUUUGUAUUUUGAAUAUGUGUUGAAGUUUAAUAUUGAUGCUAAUGAACUUAAUAUUCACUUUUAACUUGUGAUAAUGUUUGUGUCUAUGUAUUUAUUAUAUGACUUGUUCUUCAAAGACUUUAUCUUUGUCAUUUAGUUCUAUUUGUACACAUUUAAUCAAAGGAUCUUUCACCAUUCAAAGCAAUAUAAAUACAUCACUUUGACCUGAUGCAGCUUGUAGUUUUGUUCAUGUGUGCAUGAAACUUACCUUAUAUUUAACUGUAAACUCAUAAUUUCACUCAUAAAUUUGAAGCAUCAAUAGACAUUUUCUUUCACUGGGUGGCUGUGUGCAUCUCUUACCUUGUUCACACUACCUGCUAGCACUGACCUUAAAAUAUAUUUUAAAUUAAGAUUUUGAUUGCCAAAAAGUUUGUUCCUUGUUAUGCCAAAAUAUAUUUUUGUGUGUGACAAAAUGUCUCAAAUGAGUUUCACUUUUUAUUUAUCUUUUUGUAUGCAUGCAUUAUGUUCAGCCUUAUUUAUAGACUUAAAUCAAGUAUUUUAAAAAGUGACUAAUUAGUCCAAGAAGCAAAACAAAUAAGGGCUAAAUUUUUCAGGACUAUGUAAAUUAGUUUUAUUUACAAUUUUGUUUUGAAAAGUAAGUUGACUUUACUUUAUUCUUAACUAUUUAUUAGUAGCUUAUGCUCAAUACAUUGUUCAAGAAAGUACCGGUACAAUGCAUUGUUUCAAUAAAUAUGUUAUAGACUUUCUCUAAUUAGGUUUUUUGUUUAAGUACAACUGAAAAAAAAAAUGGAGGUAGAAUUGAAAUUAUUCACAAUGUAGCAUGAUCCCUUUUUUAUUCUCUAGAAAGCUCCACACCUCCUCCUCAGGGCUAUUCAACAUUUGUUGGUGAGUUCUCCUCAUUUGCAUGGAAUCACUAUUCAGUUUCCAGGUGUAUUUAGUGUCUAAGUGGACCUAGUAUUGCACUGGGCAUCUUUUGUCUCUGUUCACUUUUGUUUUAAAUCACUAUGGCUAAUUACAUUCAAUUUAUUUUGUUCAUGCCUA